AUGGAGUUUAUUGAAGGAAGCAGAGGCACCUACAGACCCAUUAAGGUGUUGUUUGACACACCCAUAUAUGAGCGGGCUCUGCAGAUAUGCUGGCACACUGGCUCGUACAAGUGUCAGAUUGCACUAGUGGCCGAACUUUUGAGGCUUCAGCAGCAGACACAGCUCCCAUCUGAGGUGACUGCUGAAGAUAUGACUGAUCUGUUGGUGGAGGAGAGCAAAAGCACACUGAGAGUGCAGCUCUGGGAGUUUGAACUGGAGGACUUUGAAGAGGAUGAGGCCAGACCUCUUCUCAGACUGGUGUGGGCAGUGAACACCAGCAUGAAGAUGAGAGACAUAGAGUUUGAAGCCAGAAGGCUGCUCACUUCACCAGAGACCAUCCCUCCUCAGUUUCAACAUCCCAAGAUCAUUGGCCAGGCUCAGAAGUACGCCAGGACCCUGGCAGAGCAGCACCAGGAGGCCCCCAGCUCCAAACUGCUGGGCCCACGAGAGGUGGUGAUAGAGGUGGUCCCAAAAGUCAUACAGGGCUUCUGGCUGCCUCCUCCAAACACCUCCCUCAACAUGCCCUCACAGAAGCUCAGUAAAAUGGCUGUUGGGCUCACAAAAGCAGUUGAGGACCAGGUCACCACCGCUCUGUCCACUGUGCUCCGUCAGGUCACCUUCUCCCGUUCCAUCAGGGACGACAUGGUCCUGUCUAUCCUGGGAAAGGUUAGACAGAGUUACAGUCAAGACAUCCUGGUGAAGAAGCUCAAUUGCUUCACAGCAGAGAUACUGAACGCCAUCACUGACACUGCGGCCACAGAGAUCUGUGAGCUGUUUGAGCCUCAGAUAAAAGCGUCUGUAAAUAUGAAGGCUGAGAAGGACUGCACCCAGGCAGAAGACGUGGUGGAUGGUGCAGAGGCUAAAACCGGCCCUGCUGAAGAUCAGAGUGAGGAGCCUGGGCUGAAGGAGGACACUGAGCCAAUCAGAAAACUGGACUCUGCUGUCGCUACUCCUCCACCAGCUCCGCUGAUCACCGCUGCUGAACUUCCCGCCAACACUGCCACCCAGAACUACUUCAUCAGCAACCUGGAUGAAGAACAGCCCACACCCAGCCCACAACCAGACUCUGCUGUGGUGUCACCUCCAGUGACUGCUCUACUGACCUCCAGCACUGAACCUCCUGUCCACCAUCGGCUCCGAUAAACAAGCUGAGCAGCCAACAUCUGUGGUUCCCGCUCUGACCCUUCCUGCUAACCCUCCAGCUUCUGCUUCAGUCCCAGCUCGUCUCACCCCACCUAAUGAAGCUCCUGUCACCACUGCACAGCUGGAUGAGCUGACCAUCAGCCAGGCUGAGGCCAAAAUACAGACUGGACGGGGAACCCAAGGCUUCUUUGGGUGGUUCAGAAAAGCUCUCCACUACGGUUUCCUGCUUGAGGACACAGAAAGACACUAAUCCUCAGUUUGAUUGUUCCUUUGUUCUUCUUGUUUAUUUUCAUUGUAAUAAAUUCAUUGCUGCAUUGCA
Molecule: messenger RNA, 1501 nt
Organism: Lates calcarifer (barramundi perch)
Lineage: Eukaryota; Metazoa; Chordata; Actinopteri; Centropomidae
Exons: 6
Coding region: 1-1182 (393 amino acids)
Source: RefSeq, a predicted model, not a curated record